Molecule: messenger RNA, 1612 nt
Organism: Wyeomyia smithii (pitcher-plant mosquito)
Lineage: Eukaryota; Metazoa; Arthropoda; Insecta; Diptera; Culicidae
Exons: 4
Coding region: 242-742 (166 amino acids)
Cellular component (GO): membrane
Source: RefSeq, a predicted model, not a curated record
AUAAACCCAUCAGUCGCAGUUGACCAUUCAGUUCGUUCGGAGGUUUACGCGUUCGCGUAGUGUUUACUCCCGGUCCUAAAAUCCCACGCCAUCUGUUGUUAUUUGGCAGCCCCCCCUCUGUGCCGCACCCUCAUUGACGCGUCAAGCUGCUAAGAGUUCUACUCACCAAGGGCUAAGGGUACCUAACCGGGAUUUAAAACAAAGUUAACCAUUCUGCACAACUGCUUGCUGAACCGGCAAGAUGUCGCACUCGGUCGUCAUAACACGGACAACAACCACCACCGCCAGCGCAUCUCAUGUUGUUCUCAACACCGGCUACUUGAGAACAACACCUGGUCUACUGAAACUUGCUCAGUUGAUCAUUGGCGCUGUCAUUGUAGGUCUAGUCGCAUGGCAUCUGCGUCGCUACCAUUCCGUCUAUGCCAGCGGUAACCCGGAAUUGUUCUUCCUGUUGAUGGCGGUUUCGUUCCUUAUAGGCACAUUUUGCUUGCUGGUGUCCUGUUUGGUUUCGCUCAGCACUGGAGGAAUCAUUUCCAAAACUAUUUACGAACUAGUCUACCACACCAUUGCGUUCCUGUUGUAUCUGAUAGCGUCAAUAAUUCUGCUGGUGGACGUCACUAAUGGAAGAUAUUACUCGAAUCUCAAGGAUGCCUAUAUGGCAGCUUCUAUAAUGGGAAUCAUCGUAUCUGCACUCUACCUCUUUAGUACUUUGUUAGCUCAGCGCUCAUACCGUGGCAUCUAAGGUCUGAUUUGGCAAGAAAUUUAAACAGCGGAAAUUUAUGCAUUACCCACUUCGAAGCAUAAAGCACAGACUAACAUUUUGAAUGAAUUUUAAAAAAAAAAUAUCGUUUAGACGAUAGCAGUACUUUGCGUAAGUAACACCAGCACCAUCUAGAGCAGUUUUCGCGCCGCAUCUUAUGUUUCGACAACAGCGCCAGCGUAUGUGCGUAUACAAAACUGAGAAGCGAACCAAACGGCGUUGUCGCACGAUGACUAUCAUUUGAGAGAAAAUUUUAAACUACCGUUUUUUGAGGCGAUGAGAUUAUGCUCCGGUGUUACGCCUGUUAGUUUGUGAAAAAAAUCUUCGAAUAUGUGGUGAACUCAAUAAUUUUAACACGAAACUAGUACUUUAAUAUUCUACUAUCCGUGUAUUGCUAAAAUUAUGCAGCCGAUCUUUUAGUAGAAUAUGAUAAUUGUAGUAGCUACAUCUGGAGAGUGUCUUGGUUUUUUUUAUCAGGAUCAUUUUUCAAUUAGUAAAAACGCUGGAUUUAUGCAUAAAAUUAUAUUCAAAAGUGUCUUCUCAACGUAUUUCGCAUUACGCGAAUAGAAAAUGUGUGCCUACCAAAUAUUGUACAAAGUUUUUAAUUCUCUUUUUCAUUUUUUACCAGAACUUUGAUAAAUUAUAUUGUGACCAUGCAUUCUAACUGCCAGCGCAUUGGGAAGAAUUCCUAGUUCUUCCAGCAAUAUUCGUGAGCAUAUUAGUUUACUAGUCGGAACAAUAACUUAUAUCGAAAAAACAUAUUGAAUAAGCGUUUAAUUUUCGAACAUUUCCUGUAAACUCUUUUUUACUUAAUGCAGUGUAUUGUGAAAAUAAAUGUUUUGGUAUAUCCGA